Messenger RNA from Exophiala oligosperma, 2136 nucleotides. RefSeq lists its product as hypothetical. Bases 339 to 1760 code for a protein of 473 amino acids. The transcript has 2 exons. NCBI's taxonomy places the organism in Eukaryota, Fungi, Ascomycota, Eurotiomycetes, Chaetothyriales, Herpotrichiellaceae. The record is from RefSeq and is a predicted model, not a curated record. Gene Ontology annotation, cellular component: nucleolus; chromatin. Gene Ontology annotation, molecular function: macrolide binding; peptidyl-prolyl cis-trans isomerase activity.
CGGUUUCUGAGGCAGCCGCAUCCAUCUUUCUUCAGCGUCCAGCUCAACUUUCAUAACUCUUUUUCUUCUCGAAAAUUUCCUCUCUUGUUGUUGUUGUUGUCUGAGGAUCUUCCAAAGCACAUCGACUUCAUUGUAUCAAUUCAACACCUUACUUCCUCUCUAGUCCUAUUACUCAAUCACAAGAUGUCGGGCAUUCAACCUGUGGCGGUCUACGCCAUGAAAGUCCCUCCUGGAGACAUCAUGGUUCCUGCGGUCCCCGAGUUUGCUGCAAUGGUAAACUCCAACAAAAGCUUUAAUGGCUGUUCAGAGCGUUAACCAUGACAUAGUUUCGCGUAACCAUGGCCGCAAUUGACCCUAGCGCCGAACCAGACUUGGAGGCAGCCGACGACAAGAUCCCUCCGCGUGCUACCCUCAAACUGGUUCGAGUUCCAGGUUUUGACGAGUCCGACGAUGAUGAAGACUCCGACGACGAGCAUUUCGAUCUCGCCGACCUGGAGGAUGAUGAGGACUCCUCUGAAGACGAAGACGAGGUCAACGGCGGUCCAAGUGAGAAAAUAUCCAAGAAGGAACUCGCAGACGAGGAGGACGAAGACGAUGACAUGGAAGACGACGAUGACGAAGAUGAUGAUGAUCCUGAAGCCACCAUGAAGGCACUCGCUGAGCUCAAGAAGAUUAUGAGAGCCGACUCCAAGGGCAAAGGCAAGGCUAUUGAUGGCGAGUCGGACGACUCAGACGAUGAUGAGGACUCGGACGAUGAGUCCCUCGAAUUGGAUGAGGUGGUCAUCUGCACCCUUGAUCCCGAAAAGAACUACCAACAACCCAUUGACUUCGUCGUCGCUGAGGGAGAGCGUAUCUUCUUCAAGGUCUCUGGUACCCAUACCGUGCAUCUUACCGGCAACUAUGUUAUUCCUCAGGACGAUGGCUCAGCUUCACUCUACGACGAAGAUGACGAGGAAGAAGAUGAAUACGAUCUGUCUCCGGAUGAGGAUGAACUCGAUUUGCUUGAGGGCGCCGAUUCCGAAUCCGACGACCUGGAUGACCUAGAUGACCCGCGCGUGACUGAGGUCGACAGCGAAGACGAAGCAGCCCCAAAAUUGGUCAAGGGAAAGAAUAAGCGUCCUGCUGAGGAAAGCGAUGACGAGGAGGCAAAUCUUGACGAUAUCAUGGCCAAGUCUUUAAAAAAGGACGAAACUGCACCUGCUGAGGACAGUAAGAAGCUUAGCAAGAGUGAGAAGAAGAAGCUCAAGAAGCUCAAGAAGAAUGAUGGUGAGGCCGCCGCUGUUGAGGACACUGCCGACUCGAAGAAAGAGGCGAAUGGCACCGGUUCCGAAAAGAAAGUCCAGUUCGCCAAGAACCUCGAACAAGGCCCAACCCCAGCAGGUCCGGCGACCACAAAGACCGACAAGAAAGCCGGCAAUGCCUCCCUAGGCGUCAAAGAUGUUCAAGGGGUGAAAGUUGAUGAUCGUAAGCUUGGUGAUGGUCCUGCUGCUAAGAAGGGCAACCGUCUGGAAAUGCGCUACAUCGGAAAGCUUGACAACGGCAAGGUGUUUGACAGCAACAAAGCGGGCAAGCCCUUUAGCUUCAAGCUCGGCGCCGGAGAGGUCAUCAAGGGUUGGGAUAUUGGCCUGCAAGGUAUCCAAGUUGGUGGCGAGAGACGACUGGUCAUCCCCGCACACCUCGCCUAUGGCAGCAAAUCCCUUCCUGGCAUUCCGAAGAACAGCAAGUUGACGUUCGACAUCAAGUGCCUGGCUGUGAAAUAGAUUUCAUGAUCAGAAAUUGACGGAUAGCCAACGUGAGAAGACAUAGUCUCGGCGCGGCUCCCUUUCAGGAUCAGGUGGCUCCCCAGUCCUUGGAUCCUAGGCGGACACCUUGAUGCACUUCCCACAACAUGUAUGCGUAUGAAGCGCCGUCCUCUUGGUGUUGUUGUGGGCAAUCGGCAUUUUAUUGGCGUUGAUGGCUCAAUCGGAAAGAUAAAUGGUCGAAGUGGCCUUUUCCAUCUCGAUUCCCCCCUGUAACUACUAGUGUUUGGUAGGGAAGGAUUGGAAAUGCUUUGGUACAAAAGCAUUCAUCUCUACCUUUCCAGAGCUUGAAAUACUUGGCUUUAGAAAUACAAAAGUACUGCUUGCAUGAUUCGGA